AUGGUUGAGCCCACGACCGACCGGCACUUCGACAACCACCGCUUCGACAAUUACACCGAUUGGCUGGACCGAGAAACGCGGAAGAGAAACCGCCAGGGAGGGCGGCACAUCGGGUAUGGCUUCCCCGUGCCCAAACCCCCGCAGCCUCCUCGCCCAGAGCGACCCUUUUGGGUGCAGGAGCAAAGCAUGACGUCUGGGCUCAUGGUGACACGCAAGUACAACCAAACUGAGACCAGCUACCAGACAGUCGCUACCCGAGCAGACCCGCAUCACUUCCCGAACUACAUUGAUGUCAAAGAUGCUGACCAUUACAAGGAUCAUCGCAGGCGGAACUGUCACUGCGACCCUGACCGCUGGGUUGUGGACCCCAAGCUGCGUGCGGCUGUUCCCGAUGCUAAGGUGGAGCAGUUCCUCAGGGCCGAGCGUGGCGAAACAAGGACCUAUCCAGAUCCGGAGAUCUUGAGCAUCCUCUUUGGUGAUGAGGUCAAGCCCAAGAAGGAAAGCUUCAAGGAGCUGAACGUGGAUCUGUCCUGCUUGGACCUGCCGGUUCAGGAGGGAGGGCCUGUCCGUGGCCGCCAGAAGUUUGUGGAGCGGAAGAACUUCAUGCCCGAGCCAGUUCCGCCGAAGGAGGAGGUGGAAGAAGAAGAGGCGAGGAAAGGAUGGAACUGGUGCACAGGUGGCCGCAAGCUCCUCGACACGAGCGGAGAUUGGAGCGAGCAGAAGGCGACCUUGCAUAGAUCGCAGAGCAUCCCCCAGGCAUUGGGUGGCGCCUCGCUACUCCCCGGUGCAAACGGGGCGGAGGCAUCACCUUUCCACGGGCUGGCGACGCGACGGUUUGGAGAGGACUCUGGCUGGGAUGGGCGCAUGCGUGGAUCUACGCUGGCAAGGCGGAAUUGGGCCGGUACUUGUCCGGACAAGGACACCAAGAUGCGAGUCUGA
This is a messenger RNA of Symbiodinium pilosum, 939 nucleotides long. Lineage: Eukaryota; Dinophyceae; Suessiales; Symbiodiniaceae. The record is from the annotation of a GenBank genome assembly.